Messenger RNA from Oreochromis niloticus (Nile tilapia), 928 nucleotides. RefSeq names its product high affinity immunoglobulin gamma Fc receptor I. Gene Ontology annotation, biological process: immune response; cell surface receptor signaling pathway. The transcript is spliced from 4 exons. The record is from RefSeq and is a predicted model, not a curated record. The coding region runs from base 23 to 709 and encodes 228 amino acids. Gene Ontology annotation, cellular component: external side of plasma membrane. Lineage: Eukaryota; Metazoa; Chordata; Actinopteri; Cichliformes; Cichlidae. Gene Ontology annotation, molecular function: transmembrane signaling receptor activity.
UGGAGCAGCUGAAGACUUUGUGAUGAUUGACAGUUUGUGUCUUCUGGAUCGUAACUCGUCCUACAGUGGAAACUUCUGGUGUGAAAGCUUAUCUGGAGAGAAAAGUGAUGAAGUUACCAUCAGUGUGUCCAGUACAGAAAAAAAAGGUGUGAUCUUGGAGAUCCCUGUACUUCCUGUGAGACCAGGAACUGGUGUCAUUCUACAAUGCAAGAAGAAGAACGGUGACACAGUUCCAUCUUAUUUCUUCAUGAAUGGACGUCUGGUUGGACCUGGAUCUACAUCGGAGUACAACAUCAGAAGAGCCCAGUACUCUGAUGAAGGUCUCUACUGGUGUGCUACUGAUACGUUUGGAGAAUCUCCUCAGAGCUUUCUGAGGGUCAGAGGGUCUCCUAUAACGUCUCUUAAAACAUCCGUCUCUCCACCUCCAGUUUCUGAGACCAAUUCUUCCCUUUCCACUUUGCUUCUUCCAAACAAUUCUUCCUCCCCUCCUCCUCCUCCUCCUCUUCCUCCUCCUCCCUUUGUGUCUUGGAUCAGAGUCAUCUGCCACCUGUUGGCCUUCUGCCCGUACUGCAUCUGCACCAUCCUGCUCCUGUCCAUCUGCUGCAGCAGGAGCUCAGGUAACAAACAUGCUGUCUCCAUGGAGACGCCCCUGCGUGACGCGGAGUAUGAUGACAUUGUUGCUGAUGUCACCACUGAGCACGUCUUCUAAGCUGAUAGAUCCUCUGAGGAAUCUGAAAGUGUCCAAAGCUGUAAACUCUGUUCACUGAUCAAUCAAUAAGCUGUCAAAUUGAUUUCUGAAGUAUUGAAUCAAAGUGUAAAAACAUGAAUCUGACUAAUUUAUAUUCACAGCUGUUUGUUUCUGUGAUGUUUUUGUGCUUUAACUGGAUCCAACCACAAUAAAAGAUUCAAACAUCAAAGACGUGUGAUU